Molecule: messenger RNA, 1938 nt
Organism: Protopolystoma xenopodis
Lineage: Eukaryota; Metazoa; Platyhelminthes; Monogenea; Polystomatidea; Polystomatidae
Source: the annotation of a GenBank genome assembly
AUGAGUCCGCUAGGAUGCGCAAACGAAUCAUUACACGUGAUUCUUGUCGCCUUUCGGAGUGCUCAAUUCUGUCAGAAAUUAUUCACCGAGCCAAAUAACCAAUCCUCCGGUGCCUUCAAUUACCCAUCCUCCCACUCGACCUCCACUUCCUCCUCUAGUCCGCGACAGAUUGAAACCCAAGAGGCAGGCCAAGCCAAAGAUCCUACAGACGUAGAAAAUGUCAGUCUGAUUCACCUAAGACCCACCUAUUUUGCCAAGUCCACCCUCUGCCUGAUCGGCGGACUCAUGCAUCUGGUCAGUCUGAUUGUCUUCGUCAGCAUGUAUGGCGCCCAGAGCCGACGAUCUCGGCGUGGCAUGAUGGCCGACUUCGGCUCUAUCCGACAAGCUCAUGCGUUGGAAUGUGUAGCCGCCGAGUACGGCAGCCUGGCCGCCAGCCAGAAGCACAAGUCCACCUUCGAUGGACUGAAAACGUCCCGAAAGAGGCAUCAAGACGACUCGGCAGAGACGGUCAGAGGUCUGGAUUCCGCGGCGGUGUGUCACGAGUGGUCCGAGUCCUCCUUCAAAGAGGUGAUCAACUAUCAGAGUUUGUACACCAAACUGCACAACCAUGAGACGGAGGCGACCUUUGGCCCCAGACGAAACGAAGUCUUUCAGCAGGCGGACAGACGCCAGCCACAACUGAGCCAAUCCAAGCUGCAACAACAGCCCCAGAAGAUGCGCCAUUCUGGCAGCAUAUUCUCUCUGAUGCUGUGUCAUCUGUCCGCCGUCGAGAUGGUCUGCGGACUGUCCGGAUUCCUGUUUGAAACGGUCUACUUCAGCACUAUUGUCCUCGGCGACGAGUCACCCGUCUUCUUGUCGCCUCGUCUGGCCUACUUUCUGGCGCUCGGAGUGCUUCAGCUCGACUGGAUCGUCUACAAGGCGAGUCUUUUGGCCAGAAACUGGGUGAUAGCCUUCAUCGCCUGGCGCCGCCUCUGUGUCGUCCACGAUCCCUUCCAGGCGCAUCGUAAGGCGCUUCGGCGCUCUGCCGCGACCGGCUGUCUCUUGACGCUGUACCUCACCGCUUGCAUUCUCACCACAAUUCGAGCUCUGGAACAGGUCUACUUUGUGUGUCUCAACGAGACAGUGUCUAAGGAUGUUGAGGCCAUCGCUGGCGGGAGGUCUCGCCGAGAAGCCGGAGGGCCCGGAGGCGAGGGAGUUGGUACCGGCGGCGGGACCUCGAACGGUCAGGUCGCCCGCAUCCUCUCCGACCCACGGUCGUCUCAGUUGCUGCCGCCGGGAUUGGAGACGGCCUAUCGAAACACCUAUUUCUGCCUUGUUUCGCCGUUGCCACUCUUCGCCAUAGUCUUCUUCAAUGUUCGCCUCCUCGCCAGCCUUCGCAGUUGGCAGAAGAGCUCCGGUCAUGUAUGGCAGCGCCCGGUGACCAGGCCUCGAGUCCCGAACCCUGUCAGCAUCAGGCUUUCCAGGCCGUCAAGACACCCAUCUCUGCCAACAAAGCUGAGACCGCGACGGGACUCAAGCCGAGGCGGACGGUCGUGGAGAUUUCCCGCUUCGACCCGACAACGACGAGCUGUCAUGGCCACCAGAAGCUUUGUUGCCGAGGCCGCCCCGAGAGCUGAGCCCAUUGUCAGGCCCAUCCAGACCGGCAACGCUACGGUCACCGUUUCCACGGCGACCACAACACGCAUCGUAGUUGUGAUUGGCGCCGUGUUCGCCUUUUGUGAAACGCCCUACUUUAUCGCCGGCCUUAUCAACCGGUCAGCAGACAACCAAGUCGAACCGCCCUCCCUUUAUCUGCUCCACUUCAUCGGACUGGCCAAUACCCUCACCAACCUGGGCUCCAUCCUCAACUUCUUCAUCUACUACGGCUCAUUGGCCAAUUUUCGGCACCAUCUGCUCACCGUGUGCAGUAGACCGCGAUCUGUAGGCAAAUCGACCUGA